This is a messenger RNA of Carcharodon carcharias (great white shark), 1107 nucleotides long. It is a transcript of the gene sstr1a, whose product is annotated as somatostatin receptor 1a. Gene Ontology annotation, molecular function: neuropeptide binding; somatostatin receptor activity. Gene Ontology annotation, biological process: neuropeptide signaling pathway; cellular response to estradiol stimulus. Bases 1 to 1107 code for a protein of 368 amino acids. Gene Ontology annotation, cellular component: neuron projection; membrane. The record is from RefSeq and is a predicted model, not a curated record. The transcript has a single exon. NCBI's taxonomy places the organism in Eukaryota, Metazoa, Chordata, Chondrichthyes, Lamniformes, Lamnidae.
AUGCUGCCCAAUGAUUCUGCUAAGCACCUCGCCAUUCUAGAUGGUGCCAUGGACACUGCCAAUUUUACUCGGAAUGGGACUUCAAGCGGCGCCCAAUGCAGUGCCAUCCUUAUCUCAUUCAUCUACUCAGUGGUGUGCUUUGUUGGAUUGUGUGGGAACUCCCUGGUCAUAUACGUGAUCCUAAGAUAUGCCAAAAUGAAGACGGCCACUAAUAUAUACAUCUUGAACUUGGCCAUCGCCGAUGAGUUACUUAUGCUAAGCGUGCCCUUUCUGGUGACCUCGACCUUGCUGGGUCACUGGCCUUUUGGGUCCUUGCUUUGUCGCCUUGUACUGAGCGUGGAUGCCAUCAACAUGUUCACCAGCAUCUACUGCCUCACUGUCCUCAGUGUGGACAGAUACAUUGCUGUGGUGCACCCCAUCAAAGCUGCCAGUUACAGAAGACCCACCAUAGCUAAAAUGGUCAACUUAGCAGUGUGGCUCAUGUCCAUCAUGGUUAUCCUGCCCAUCAUUAUCUUUGCAGACACAGCCACCAACUCUGAUGGCUCGGUUGCGUGCAACAUGCAGAUGCCGAAGCCUACCAAGAAGUGGCUAGCGGGCUUCGUGGUCUACACGUUUUUAAUGGGGUUUCUCAUUCCCGUCGCCGCCAUCUGCCUGUGCUACAUCCUCAUCAUUGUCAAAAUGAGAGUGGUGGCUCUUAAAGCAGGCUGGCAACAGCGCAAAAAGUCGGAGAGAAAGAUCACCUUGAUGGUCAUGAUGGUGGUGACGGUGUUUGUGAUGUGCUGGAUGCCCUUUUACAUAGUUCAGCUGGUGAAUGUCUUUGUGGGACAGCAAGACGCGACUGUCAGCCAGCUGGCCGUCAUCUUGGGAUACGCCAACAGCUGUGCCAACCCCAUCCUCUACGGCUUUCUCUCGGACAACUUUAAGAGAUCGUUCCAGAGAAUCUUGUGCCUACGAUGGAUGGACAAUGUUGCAGAAGAACCCAUAGAUUACUAUGCCACAGCUCUGAAAAGCAGAGCAUACAGCGUUGAAGACUUCCAACAGGACCCGCUGGAGUCGAAUAGUGUGUAUCGCAACGGUACCUGUACGUCAAGGACCACUACCCUCUGA